This is a messenger RNA of Penaeus vannamei (Pacific white shrimp), 511 nucleotides long. RefSeq lists its product as uncharacterized. The record is from RefSeq and is a predicted model, not a curated record. NCBI's taxonomy places the organism in Eukaryota, Metazoa, Arthropoda, Malacostraca, Decapoda, Penaeidae.
UGCUAGCAACAUGAAGGCGAUCAUCCUAGCUCUGGUUCUCAUUGGCGCCGCCUACAUCAGCGCCCAGGGUGAGCCAUGGUGCCGCUGCGCCAUGUUCGUGUCUUCCUCGCACGCGGAGUGGAUGGUCUACGAGCUCCCCGAAGUCCCCAUCACGGACUGCGAGAGCCACAACCAGUGCAAGAACCGCUGCACCAACGAGUUUAACGAGAUGACGAACGAGAUGGACUUGUGGUCAACCGUCGGCAACGCCACGGUCGGCCAGUACAUCUGCGAAGACCUAUAUUCGCAUUUCAUCUUCUUCAUCCACAACUCUUACGUUCACGCCUACUACGAGAUGUGCGGCGGACCCUGGGAGUACACGGGCCUGGACUCCCAACAGAUGCUGUGCUGCGACAGGGGAGAACACAAGCACUGCAUCUCGUAACAGUUAUUGCAGUAAAUUGCGGUUUCCUUCAGUGUCGGUUUCUACUGACGGUGUUCUUAAGAAACAUGAAUAUAGUUGCAUAGUUAA